Molecule: messenger RNA, 1372 nt
Organism: Dendronephthya gigantea
Lineage: Eukaryota; Metazoa; Cnidaria; Anthozoa; Malacalcyonacea; Nephtheidae
Product: tumor protein p53-inducible nuclear protein 2-like
Exons: 3
Coding region: 353-1003 (216 amino acids)
Biological process (GO): autophagosome assembly; positive regulation of DNA-templated transcription
Cellular component (GO): autophagosome; nucleus
Source: RefSeq, a predicted model, not a curated record
ACAAAACCCUUGUUGUCAGAACGAAAUUUUUGUGUAUCAUCACCGAACCAAGUUACAGCCUAACGUUUUACGGAUAAAUUUAAAUUUCUUUAGUCAUAUAUUACAGCACAGUUAGACUAUCUUAUUCUUAAAGAAAACUGUACAAUUUUGGAACUUAAUAUCAACAUAUCUUGACGAGAAACAUACUUCAUCGACAGCUGAAGGCGAACGGAAUUUCGUAUAUUCUUUUGAACGAAACAGCUUUUGGCGCCUAUUUACAACAGACUGGAUUUGUGGACUUCGCCCAAAGCAGUAUUGGUAAAGAUUUGAUAUUCAGUCGGGAUAUAUUCGAACUUCGUAGCGAAAACGAGAGAUGUUUUCUUCGCUGACUAGCUAUAUUUGGUCAAGUAGACCUGAGGACCAAACUGUGCCAGAUAUAAGUGAUGAAAAUGUUGUGGAACAAGGGGAAGACGAAUGGGUUUUGGUCGAUUUUGUGAACAAAAAGUCAGAUGAAAACGAAACGGAUAAAAAACGUAAACAAAGUGCAGGGCCUGUUCAACAGAGCGACAAUGUUUUGGAAGAAAGUUGGUACGUUACACCUCCGUCGUGUUUUAAUGCAAGCCAGGAGGACUUCCUCAGCUUGCAGACAAGCCCUUUGGAGAACUUACUAAUAGAACACCCAAGCAUGUCAGUUUAUGGUGGCGCAAACGAAGCUUGGGUUGCAGUCGAGCAGAGCGUCGCGGAGGAAACCCCUGACUCCGAGGACGAAAAUAGCAGCGAAAAUGCUGUCGAAACUCGUGCUCAUUCGCACCGAAGAGCUGUACGAACGGUGGACAAGGACGUAGAAUUAACAAGACAUGUUCAAAAGAAGGUCCUAGAUCAAAAUAAGAAGCAGUACAGAAAGAAAAAAUUGCAAAAACAAAACCAAACCCACAUACGCGUAACUCGUUCUCGACGCAGACAGAAGAAAGAUGACCGAAAACAAAGCAAGCAUAGCACAGUUUAUAGCAACCGAGGUUGCUAAUCUAAAUCUUAGCUGAUUUAUAAGUUUUUGGUUUUUAACCGGUAGUAUUUGGCUUGUAUUUUAAACCACAAGCUCUAUUUUAAACUCGGUUCGCAUAUUUUAGUGUUGUAUUUAAUUAAUUUUAACUGGUCAAGCUCGUGGGGUUUCCCUGACUGUAAUAAAAUCUAUAUUAUCGUGUAGAAAAUUUUGUAUAUUAUUAUAUAUGUGUAUGUAGGAAAAUAUUUAUAAAACAGGACAAAAAAUAAUGUAUAUGCAAUUAUUAUUAUUACACUCGUGCACGAAAUCUCUCAGGUGCAAUAUGUAUAAAAAAUAAAAUUCCUUUUAUAAAAAUGCAAAUUCGCAGUCGUCUGUCGGUGUGUGAUAUCUGUU